This is a messenger RNA of Sphenostylis stenocarpa, 3795 nucleotides long. The record is from the annotation of a GenBank genome assembly. Lineage: Eukaryota; Viridiplantae; Streptophyta; Magnoliopsida; Fabales; Fabaceae.
AUGGCUCCACAAAGCUCUAUAAGGAUUCUUAACCAAAAGCCAUUUAGGAGUUUAAGGGCAAACUACAAAGAAGAUGGAAGACUUUUGGAGCAUGGUUUGUGGGGAUUCUGUUGGUGCAAAGACUGUGGGAAAGCUUUCGUGUUACGAUUUCAAGCUUUUGAAAGAUCCUUCCUAUGUAAACAUGAAGACACUAACAGAGAAGCUAGAGAAGGCCUUUAUGCCCCUUUAAGAGACCAGUUCAAUGGAGUUGAUCCUAAUAGAUAUGUAACCCCAUUUGCAAAUGCUGGAUUCAUUAGCAGGAUAUUGUUUUGGUGGUUGAAUCCACUUAUGAAAAAGGGUGAAGAGAAAACACUCGAGGAUGAGGAUAUCCCAAAGUUGGCAGAGUUGGAUGGAGCAGAAAGUUGUUAUACAUUGUUUGAAGAACAUUUGAACAAACAGAUAGAAAAAGAUCCAUCGUCACCUGUGUCAAUUUUGUGGAUAAUAAUUUUUUGCCAUCAAAAAGAGAUUUGGAUAUCAGGAUUCUUUGCAUUGCUGAAGGUACUGACUGUGUCUUCUGGUCCUGUACUUCUAAAUGCCUUUCUUCUGGUUGCUGAGGGUAAUGAAAGUUUUAAGUAUGAGGGUUAUGUAUUGGUCAUAUCACUUUUCAUUAUAAAGAUCGUAGAGUCCCUAUCACAAAGGCAGUGGUACUUCCGCAGUAGACUUGUUGGGAUGAAAGUUAGGUCACUGCUUACUGCAGCCAUUUAUAAAAAAUUGUUGAGGUUGUCCAAUGUUGGAAGAUUGGCACACUCUGGUGGUGAGAUAAUGAAUUAUGUGACUGUGGAUGCCUAUAGAAUUGGAGAAUUUCCAUUCUGGUUUCACCAAACAUGGACUACAAGUGUCCAACUAUGUAUUGCAUUAGUAAUACUUUUUCGUGCCAUUGGGAUGGCAACAAUCGCUUCAUUGGUGGUGAUAGUUCUCACUGUGUUGUGCAAUACUCCAAUAUCUAAAUUACAACACAAGUUUCAUGGUGAACUUAUGGUGGCACAAGAUGAGAGAUUGAAGGCUACUUCUGAAGCUCUUGUGAAUAUGAAAGUUUUAAAGCUAUAUGCAUGGGAAAAUCACUUUAAAAAUGCUAUAGAAAAGUUAAGAAACAUGGAACUCAAGUUGUUAGCUGCAGUGCAACUAAGAAAGGCAUACAACGUAUUUAUUUUUUGGUCUUCGCCUGUUUUGGUCUCUGCUGCUUCCUUUGGGGUAUGUUACUUCCUUAAAGUUCCUUUGCAUGCAAAUAAUGUUUUCACAUUUGUGGCAGCUUUACGGAUUGUGCAAGAGCCAAUUACAACUAUUCCCGAUGUAAUCGGGGUGGUCAUUCAAGCAAAGGUUGCAUUCACUCGAAUUAUUAAGUUCCUUGAGGCACAAGAAUUACAAACUAAAAGUUUUAGGAAAGAGAGCUUUGUUAACAAUCUGAAUGAUUCAAUUUUGGUCAAACAUGCCGAUAUUUCAUGGGAAGAUAAUGUAUCAAAGCCAACAUUGAGGAACAUAAAUUUGGAGAUUAAACAUGGACAAAAGGUGGCUAUUUGUGGAGAAGUUGGCUCAGGCAAAUCAACCCUCUUAUCAUCGAUUCUUGGAGAAGUUUCUAUUACAAAAGGAACAAUAUACGUUUAUGGGAAGUUCGCUUAUGUUUCUCAAACGGCAUGGAUACAAACAGAUACUGUACGGGAAAAUAUUUUGUUUGGAUCUGAUAUGGAUGAUGAAAGAUAUCAAGAAACACUUCAAAGAUCUUCCCUAGUGAAGGACCUGGAGUUGUUUCCCAACGGUGACCUAACAGAAAUAGGUGAGAGAGGAGUUAACCUAAGUGGAGGUCAGAAGCAGCGAAUUCAACUUGCACGUGCUCUCUAUCAGAAUGCUGAUAUAUAUCUUCUGGAUGAUCCAUUUAGUGCUGUUGAUGCACAUACUGCCACAAAUUUGUUUAAUGACUACAUCAUGGAAGGACUUAAAGAGAAAACUGUCUUACUAGUAACUCAUCAAGUUGACUUCCACCCAGCAUUUGAUUCUGUUUUGUUAAUGUCAAAUGGGGAAAUCCUUGAAGCUGCUCCUUAUCAUCAUCUAUUGAGCUCAAGCAAAGAAUUCCAGAACCUCGUCAAUGCUCACAAGGAGACGGCUGGUUCUAACAAGCUUGUGAAUGUUACUUUUGUCAAGAGACAUCCAACUUCUGAUGGAGAGACUACACAAGCUUGCAUGAAGAAGCAAUUCAACGUAGCAGAAACAAAUAAAUUAAUAAAGCAAGAAGAAAGAGAGAUAGGAGACACUGGAUUGAAGCCUUACAUGCAAUAUCUGAAUCAAAAGAAAUGCUAUAUAUUCUUCUCUGUGGCUGCUCUUUGUCACCUUACAUUUGCAAUUUUGCAAGUAUCGCAAAACUCAUGGAUGGCUACGAAUGUUGAUAAUCCUCGUGUCAGCACGUUGCGGUUAAUUUUAAUGAACACACUUUUUCGUGCACCAAUGUCAUUUUAUGACUCUACACCAGUAGGAAGGAUACUUAGCAGGGUCUCAUCAGAUCUUAGCAUUCUGGAUCUUGACAUUCCAUUUAGCCUCACUUUUGCUAUGGCAGUAACCAUAAAUACUUAUAUAACGCUUACAGUUUUAGCAGUUGUCACUUGGCCAGUCUUGGUUAUCUCAAUACCACUAGUUUAUAUAGCAAUUCGCUUGCAGAGAUACUACUUUGCCUCUGCUAAAGAAGUAAUGCGGAUGAAUGGCACAACAAAAUCCUUUAUAGCUAAUCAUAUUGCUGAAACUGUUGCUGGAGUUGUGACCAUAAGGGCUUUUGAGGAGGAAUAUCGUUAUUUUGCAAAGAAUCUUGAUUUAAUUGACAUCAAUGCUACUCCUUUCUUCCAUAGUUUUGCUUCAAAUGAGUGGUUGAUCCUACGUUUAGAAAUUGUAGCUGCAGUUGUUCUUACCUUCGCAGCACUUUGCAUGGUCUUGUUUCCACCUGGGACUUUUACAUCUGGUGAGAUUCGUGAGGCUGAAGAAGUAAUAGAAACAAAACGCCCUCCAUGUAAUUGGCCAGAUGAAGGUGAAGUAGAAAUAAGUGACUUGCAGGUACGAUACAGGCCUGAUGGACCACUUAUACUCCAUGGAAUUACAUGCACAUUCAAAGCAGGGCACAAGAUUGGAAUUGUUGGAAGGACAGGCGGUGGCAAGUCCACUCUUAUUGGUGCUUUAUUUCGUCUUGUGGAGCCAGCAGGUGGAAGAAUUAUUGUUGAUGGCAUAGACAUAUCUUCUAUUGGCCUUCAUGAUUUGAGAUCACGUUUUGGUGUUAUACCUCAGGAUCCUACCCUUUUUAAUGGGACUGUUAGAUACAAUUUGGACCCUCUAUCUCAACACUCUGAUCAAGAGAUAUGGGAGGUUCUUGGGAAGUGUCAGUUGCGAGAAGUUGUCCAAGAGAAAGAAGAGAGCUUGGACUCCUCUGUUGUUGAAGAUGGAUCAAACUGGAGCAUGGGACAAAGGCAGCUAUUUUGUUUGGGGCGUGCUAUUUUGAGAAGUAGUAAGAUAUUGGUGCUGGAUGAAGCUACAGCUUCAAUUGAUAAUGCAACUGAUUUGAUUCUGCAGAAAACCAUUAGGACUGAAUUUUCUAAUUGUACAGUGAUAACAGUAGCACACAGAAUACCAACAGUGAUGGAUUGCACUAUGGUUCUUUCAAUCAGUGAUGGAAAAUUGGUAGAGUAUGAUGAACCAAAUACCUUGAUGAAGAGAGAAGGGUCGUUGUUCAGACAACUAGUCCAAGAAUAUUGGUCUCAUUUUCAGUCUUCAGAAUCCCAUUGA